UAUUUUGAAGCGUCCCGUCAGCUGUCGCGGUCAGACCGAGCCUCCGGGGGGGGAGGCUGCUCAGUGCGCCUGGUCCCAGUCUGGUCGACUCCCGCCGCUCUUCGGAACCAUCAUGGACCUGGACCCGGUCGUCCUCCUGCCCGCCGUCCUCUUCACGGUGGUCGCGGUUUAUUUGGCUUCAUCGCUGCUCCGCCGGAAGCCCGACAGACCCUCCUCCUCCUCGGCCGGCACCAACAAGCCCAAAGUCGGAUACGGAGACGAUGUUCCUCAGUCCAGACCGCCGGGAGAACCGCUGCUCUCCACGGGACCAGAACCAGAACCAGCAGAGAAGAAGCGGGCCUUCCCGGAGUUGAAAGUGAAGGCGGCACCAGAACCCGAUCCAGAACCAGUGACAGUACCGGAACCAGUGAAGCUACCAGAACCGGUCAUCAAACAAGCACCAGCUCAAGAACCUUUUCCAGAACCAAACAAAAUACAAGAAUCAUCUACAGAACCAUUAGCAGUUUCAGUACCUGCGACAGAACCAGAACCAGCCAUAGAACCAGAACCAGCUGUAGAACCAGAACCAGCUAAAGAACCAGAACCAGCUGUAGAACCAGAACCAGCUAAAGAACCAGAACCAGCUAAAGAACCAGAACCAGCUGUAGAACCAGAACCAGCUAAAGAACCAGAACCAGCUGUAGAACCAGAACCAGCUAAGCAGAAUUUGGGGAAACCUUCCCCAGAACCGACAGCAGCUCAGAAACUUGUCCCUGAAACAUUAAAAUCUGUAGAAUCUGUACCAGAACCAGAACCGGCUCUAGAACCAGUGAUGGUCACAAAGAUUCUAGCCGACUCAUCUGUUGUACCUGUACCAGAACCAGAAUCAGCUGCAGCUCCAGAACCCAAUUCUGUCCCAGAACCAGUUAAGGUUCCUGAUCCAGAACCAGAACCUGAAGUGGUCCAACAGUCAGAGACUGAACCAGAAGUUGAGAAGGUGGAUGGGUCCGGACCAGAACCAGCAGCUGAAACGGUCUCUGAACCCACAGGGCCCGUGGCAGAGGAACCGGAACCGGAGCAUAACUCUCUGAACGAUGUUGUUGCAGCUGCAGCUCAAAAUGAAUCCAGCAAGUUGGAGACGCUGAUGGAGGAGCAGAGCUGAUUCCAGAUGAAGUUCUGAAGAAUUGAAGAUCAGCAGUUUUUUGAGGCUCCCUUCAUGUUUUUGUGGCUUUAGCAGCUCUGAGGUGGAGCAGGUGUUUUGCAGUAAAUGUGUUUCCCAUCAAUGUGCCUUCAGGAGUUAUUGUGUGUGUUGAAGCUUCGUGCAGAAAUGAAGGAGUGUGUUUUUACUCAGCCUGGUUUUAAUCUGUUUCCUAAUGAUAAACUGUUUCUGUUGAUGCUGCAGCUUUACUUUAUCUGCUCUGAGUUUGUUUUAAUUUAAAACAGGGAAUAAAAGUGAGAAAUAAG
Messenger RNA from Xiphophorus hellerii (green swordtail), 1443 nucleotides. Its product is annotated as protein TsetseEP. Lineage: Eukaryota; Metazoa; Chordata; Actinopteri; Cyprinodontiformes; Poeciliidae. Bases 113 to 1141 code for a protein of 342 amino acids. The transcript is spliced from 4 exons. The record is from RefSeq and is a predicted model, not a curated record.